ACGACGCUCUUAAUUGCCUCGGCUCUCGGCUUUAAAACGUCCUCCGGCUGUGGGAAUGGUCACCAUUCGACUAGCCAUGGCUCGUCUGCUAGGUGUCGUUGUCUUCGCGGUCGCGGUUGCCGGCGCGCUGGCCGAGCCCCACUUCCCGAACCUCUUCCCGCUGGGCAACCUCCCCGUCGUCGACGUCCUCCCCUUCGGGUCCUCCGGGUCCUCCGGGUCCUCCGGGUCCUCUGGGUCCUACGAGUCCUCUGCAUCUCAUGGUAGUGCUUUCCCGGACCUUUUCACGGACGGCCUCAAGGCCCUAAAGAAAGGCGCCGAGAACUUCGGCAAUGGCAUCAAAACGAUCGUCUCUGAAGACGCCGCCAUGAUGAAGAAGCAGGCGCACGCAGUCGGGGACGCCGUCAAGGCGGCGGUGAAGCAGGGUGUGCACGUCGGCGAGGUCAUCGGACAGCAGCUCAAAAACGGCGCCAAGCUGGCCAUGAGGCAAGGCGCGCAGGUCGGCCAGGCCAUCCGACAGAACAUCCAGAAGGCCGCCAAGCUCGUCAAACAGAAGGUCUCCUCCGCGACCGCCGGUCACCAGGGCCAGGUCUACGGCAAGGGCUACGGCAAUGGCUACGGCAAGGGCUACGGCCAGGGCUACGGCCAGGGCCAUGCUGGCGGUAAGCAAACCGUCCACUACCACAGCUACACCGGCCAGACUGGCGGAAGUGGCCAUACCUACCCUAGCCAUGGCUACCAGGGCCAGCACUCUACCACCGGCCAGGGCCAUGCUGGCGGUAAGCAAACCGUCCACUACCACAGCCACACCGGCCAGACCGGAGGAAGUAGCCAUACCUACCCUAGCCAUGGUCCCGUCGUCAUCAGAUUGCGCUACCAUCACGGCGGCAGCAACGGUCAACAAAGCGGCGCCGGCAAGAACAUUCUCCCGAAGAAUGUGCCAGUGUCACACGGAGGCCACGGAGCAGCCCUCCAGGGUGAUAGCCGUCCUACCACCUACCAACACCACCAGGUCCCCAAGUUCGGCUCCGAGUCUUCUGAGACCCACGGCAGUUUCUACCCGAACCUGCUGGCGAACGGCCUCAAGGCCCUGAAGGGAAAGGCCGAGAAGGUCGGCAAGGCCAUCAAGACGCACAUCUCGCACGACGCCGCCCUCGUCAAGAAGCAGGUGCACAAGGUUGGGGACGCCGUCAAGCAGGCGGCCGCGCAGGUCGGCAAGCUCCUCUCUGUCGCCAUUCCCGCCCCUCUCACUCACGCACCCCGACAGCCAGCCGGGCGUGCGGCGCCCUCCCUACAAACGCUACCGUAG
Frankliniella occidentalis (western flower thrips) is the source of this 1306-nucleotide messenger RNA. Its product is annotated as hornerin-like. Lineage: Eukaryota; Metazoa; Arthropoda; Insecta; Thysanoptera; Thripidae. The coding region runs from base 56 to 1306 and encodes 416 amino acids. The transcript is spliced from 4 exons. The record is from RefSeq and is a predicted model, not a curated record.